AUGAGAAACAAUCUGAUCUAUACUAUGUUUCUAUCUUGCCUACACUUUGAAACUUUUUGCCAAAACACCACAACAAGCAAUGAUGAUUGCGAAGCGUUGUCCCAAGAUUUGGAUAACAAAAACCCUGUGGAAUGUUGCACCACGGAAGCAUUUGACUUUUUGGAUAAGAAGUACCCGAACUGGAGAAAGGUCAAUAAAUAUGUUCGAUCUCCGUAUAUUAACGAACUGAGAUUCAUGGGUUGCUGCAACAAGACUAUUUCAACUUCUGCUAUUCUCACAACUACACCACUGACAACGUCCUCUACAACUUUAGAAAUUUAUACUACAGACUCAGACUCCACAACUGCUGAAACCACGAGUGUACCUACAACAACAACAUCUAUUCAAUGUGGAGUAUUGGCAAACACAUCAUGCUGUAAUCUCAAAGUGACUGAAUGCUUGUCGAAACAAUAUGAGGAUUGGCGAAAUGUCACUUUAAUUAAAGGAUAUGAACGAGAACUGGAGAAAUGUGAUUGCGUAUUGACAUCAAGCAGUACUGAAACGGAAAUCGCUUCAACCACUUCCUUGCCAACAACAACAUCUCCAAGUUUGAACUGUUAUUGGCUCUCCGAACCAUCUAAUUUUUCCGAGUGGAUAGAUGGAAAACAAACAAACUUAAGAUAUAAUGGGGGAUGCUGCUCUGAAACUUCAAUUCAAGUUUUGAAUAGCAGUGAUAGUACUAGGUGGAUUCUUACCACAUCCGAUUCUUGGAACAAGGCAAACGCUUUGAUAAACCUGCUAUAUUGUACUCCGAAUGCCUGCCCCCAGCAGUCUAUGCUUUGGACUAACUGCUCAAAUUUAUCAACAACCACUUCAAGUUCUACCAUGUUAUCUUCUACAACAUUGCUUACAACAGAGACGGAAACACGUGAAUCAUCAUCUACUGGCUCAACUCAAACGACAACUCCAUCUACAGAACCAUCUACUACAAUCACAACUCCAAUGGAGCAAAGUUCUACAGUUUCAUCGGUCCAGAAAACUAGAACAUCUGAAGACAAACCCAGUAGCUCAACAACAGUGCCCACAUCUGCAUCGACAUCUGAAUCAUCUACGUCCUCUCCAAUGGCUGAGACGUCCAGCUCUUCUACCACGUCUCAAUCAUCUCCGGCAUCAACAUCCACUGUUCCAGAGAGUUCUACAGUCGGCAGCACUCCCACGACAGGAUUGACAACUCUUUCCACAAAUGAGCAGAGUACUUCGACAUCAUCAGGAGGACAUUCAACCUCCACUUUUGGCACAACAUCUGAGACUCCUGAGACAUCAACGGAUUUUACAGCAACCUCAACAUCUUCUAGCUCAGAUUCAAGUACACAAUCAUCCAAUGCCCAAACUUCGACUAUUGAGAACGGUUCUACUACAACUAAUUUCACGUCAGCUCCAAGUACUAGCUCAACACCAGCGACUCCAACGACCACCUACAACUGGCCAACUGGAGGAACUACGUGGAUGCUCCCAUCUGGAGAAAUUGUUCUCUCGGAAUCUCUAAUUGCGUAUCCAAACUGUACCACAGUUCUUAUGCAAUUGAUCUACAAUCCAAGAACCAAAGAAACUAGAACAGAAAUAACAAGCGAUGCAGAAGGAUGUAAGAAAACAUCUUCGACACCAACGCCCUCAUCAACUUCGGUGCACUCAACAACUGCAACUCCUUCUACUACCCCAGGAACCACAACCUAUAACUGGCCAACUGGCGGAACUACUCGGAUGCUUCCAUCAGGAGAAAUUAUUCUUUCCGAGUCUUUGAUAGCCUAUCCUAACUGUACUACAGUUCUUAUGCAAUUGAUCUACAAUCCAAGUACAAAAGAAACUAGGACAGAGACUACAACUGAUGCCGAUGGAUGUAAGAAGACGUCUUCUACUUCAUCUUCUACGCCCUCGUUAAAACAUUCAACAACUCCGACUCCUACCCCAGGAACCACGACCUACAACUGGCCCACUGGCGGAACUACUCGGAUGCUUCCAUCUGGAGAAAUUAUUCUGUCGGAGUCUCUAAUAGCUUAUCCAAAUUGUACGACGGUUCUCAUGCAACUCAUCUACACUCCAAGCACCAAUAAAACCAGGACAGAGACCACUACGGAUACAGAAGGAUGUAAGAAAACGUCUACGAUCUCUUCAUCUUCGUCAAAGUUUUCAAUAACUCCAACACCUACUCCUUCUUCCGGCACCACCACUUACAAUUGGCCAACUGGUGGAACGACGAGGACGCUUCCAUCUGGAGAAAUUAUUCUUUCGGAGUCUCUCAUAGCCUUCCAAAACUGUACGACAGUUCUUAUGCAAUUGAUCUACAAUCCGAGUACUAAUAAAACCCGAACAGAGACUACAACUGAUGCAGAAGGAUGUAAAAAAACGUCCUCCACCUCAAAAAUCUCCACAACUCCAACAUCACCCACUUCUUCAAAACCAACUCCUACAUCUACUUCCAUGACUACAACCUACAACUGGCCAACUGGUGGAACUACUCGUACGCUUCCAUCUGGAGAAAUUAUUUUAUCAGAGUCAUUGAUUGCUUAUAAAAACUGCACAACAGUUCUUAUGCAGUUGAUCUACAAUCCUAGUACCAAUAAAACUAGAACAGAGACCACAACCGAUGCUCAAGGAUGUAAGGCAACUUCAUCGACUUCAUUAAAGCCCACAUCUCCUUCAUCUUCAACUGCUUCUCCUCCAACUACCACUUACAACUGGCCAACUGGGGGAACUACUAGAACUCUCCCAUCUGGUGAAAUUAUUCUAUCUGAGUCACUAAUUGCCUACAAAAACUGUACCACAGUUUUGAUGCAAUUAAUCUACAACCCAUCAACUAACAAGACUAGAACGGAAACUACCACUGACGCGCAGGGAUGUAAGGCAACAAUCACAACACCAACCCCAAUAACAACAACAUACAAUUGGCCAACAGGUGGGACAACCAGGACUCUUCCGUCUGGAGAAAUUAUCCUCUCCGAAUCGCUGAUUGCUUACAAAAACUGCACUACCGUUCUAAUGCAAUUGAUCUACAACCCAAGCACAAAUAAGACUAGGACUGAAACCACCAGUGACGCUCAAGGAUGUAAAGCAACCUCAACUACACAAACACCAACCACAUUCAACUGGCCAACUGGAGGAACCACUCGAACACUGCCAUCUGGAGAAAUUAUUCUGUCGGAAUCCUUGAUUGCGUAUAAGAAUUGUACAACUGUGCUAAUGCAAUUGAUCUACAACCCUAGCAAAAACACGACUCGAACUGAAACAACAAGUGAUGCGGAAGGAUGUAAAGCCACUUCCAGUGGAACGACAUCAACAAUGUCUCCCGGAACAACAGGAGGAACCACUGUUUCGAGAACAACUAACUCAAACAAUCCAAUCGAUUCAUCCACUCUCGAAACCACAACUUUCGCCUGGCCAACUGGUGGAACUACUCGGAUGCUUCCCUCUGGAGAAAUUAUCAUAUCCGAAUCCUUGACUGCAUUCCCGAAUUGCACUACUGUUCUGAAACAAUUGGUCUACAAUCCAACAACCAAUACGACUAGAACUGAUACUAUUUCCGAUUCUGAAGGAUGUAAAGCAACAUCAACUGCCAAGCCAACAACUGUAAUCUCAUCCACUGCUACAUGCUCCUCCCUCAACCUAAAUCUCAACUCAACAACCCGCCCGACGUCGUCCGAGAUUAAAGAUUCCUAUUCAGUUGGAGAAAAGAUAUAUCACAUUUGUGAAAAAGACUAUUCAUUUGAAAUUGCUCUGCAGCCUCUGAAAAUAUAUCAAUGCUUGAAUGGUGGAGCAUGGUCAGGAACACCGGAAAAGUGUGUUGCCACCGGCAAAUCAGAGCUCUGA
Molecule: messenger RNA, 3843 nt
Organism: Caenorhabditis elegans
Lineage: Eukaryota; Metazoa; Nematoda; Chromadorea; Rhabditida; Rhabditidae
Gene: F26C11.3
Exons: 27
Coding region: 1-3843 (1280 amino acids)
Cellular component (GO): extracellular region
Source: RefSeq, marked reviewed